Molecule: messenger RNA, 6159 nt
Organism: Mobula hypostoma (lesser devil ray)
Lineage: Eukaryota; Metazoa; Chordata; Chondrichthyes; Myliobatiformes; Myliobatidae
Product: polycystin-1-like protein 2
Biological process (GO): detection of mechanical stimulus
Cellular component (GO): membrane
Molecular function (GO): calcium ion binding; protein binding; calcium channel activity
Source: RefSeq, a predicted model, not a curated record
AUGGUUUUGCUGGUCCUAGUUGCUAAGCCACACGCUGGAUUUGGUUGUCAGAGGGCUGAUGCUGAACCCUGUCUCCAACAUCAGAAGUGGUUUCAAACUUCAUGCUAUGAAUUUGUGGAAAUGCAGCUGAACUUCUCAAGUGCCCAGGGGUGGUGCAGAGGUGCUAGGGCUGGUGGACAUCUUGCCUUUAUUAAAAGUAAAGAGGUUCACCAGUUUCUGACUAGCCACAUUCAAGAUGUCAACAACAGGUGGAUUGGCCUGUCUUAUGCUAUAUAUGACCUAAUCCCUGAAUCAAAUGCUAAAGCUCUUGCUUGGUUGGAUGGAUCUGCGUUAAGUUACAGUAACUGGGAAUUUGCCCAGCCAUCCACUUCUCUAGCAGAUUGUACUUACGUUCACGAGCAGUCUGGCUAUCUAAUGUGGGCCAUGAUGAACUGCAGCAACAUACUUCCUUUCAUCUGUGAAUUUGAUUUUGAUAUGAACUACACUGCGUCAGUUGGAAAUAUCGUGCUUCAGGCAUCCACUCUAAUACAAGGGGUCAUUCCCAUUGACCAAACUUCUCAGUUGCUUAUUGGCCCAGGCCAACAUAAUGUGACUGUAACUGCAACAAGCGAUUCUGUAGCGACAUAUCAGAAUUUGACUAUUUAUUUUCUUGUUGAGAUCAACGGUCUGGAAGCAGUGUUAGAGCCUUCAGUCCUGAAUCCAGGCAGUAGUGUCACCAUACACGUGUCUGUAUCCGAAGGUGCUCCGAUAAACUUACAGUUUGAUUUCAUUAAUUCUUAUAACAUUUCAACCUAUGCAGUGGAGAGUUCCAAUGGAAAGCUUUCAGUUUAUAAAUUUCCAAUGAACGAGGAAGGUACAUUUCUUGUGACUGUCACUGCUUCGAAUUUCUUAUCCAUUAAGCAAUAUGCUGCUGGGCAUGUCAUUGUCACAAAUAAUCCUUCCAAAAGGAGUAUUGGAAUGAAGAAAGGAAUUACAUCUUUGACGGAUUCACACAAUGUAAAGAGUGGUGCCAGAAGAAAAAGAGCUUUGCCUGAAUUGAAUGCACUUCUGCACAAACAGGAGUUCAUUAGCAGUAUUUCCAGUGCUUUAGAGAAUGGGUGUGACAAGCCAUCUGCUGUGAAGUGUUUCAUUUUCCAUAAGAGCCUUUCAAUUACUGCUGCAAAGCCCGAGAAUUCAAGAAUUUGCACAUCGAGGUGCCCAACACCAGAUUCAGAUCUAACAGAGAGUUUACUGAAAGGUCUUCUGGACUCUGAGGACUCGUUCACUGAUGUUUCUGCAAUUGAGAAUACUGUACAGAACUUUUCUCUGAUAGCAAUGAAUUCAUCCUCACUGAGGGGAAUAACAAAAGCAAACGAUUACCUUGAUUUUAUUACUUCCCAACCUGACAAAUUGACUGUCGCAUCACAGGACAUUGCCAGUAACUCGCUUCUGAUCCUGAGCGACAAGGUGGAAAAUAUUCCUGUUGUGAAGCCAAGUGACAUAAUGUGGAAGCUGUCUGCAGCAAAGUCAGGUCUUUAUGGGGUCAGCAAUCUCAUCAAUGCUACGAUGACAGUAAAGGAUUUGGAUGUGGAGAAAGGAAAGAUGUCAAAUGUAUCUGAGAUCCUCCUCACAUCAAUGGAUAAAAUGCAAUCUUCUCUUGAGAGACUAAUAAAUGAAGAGGAUCCUAUACUGGUUUUCCACACUAAUUCCUUCAGCAUGAUUUUGAACACGUACAAUUCAAAUGAGAUGAAAACGAGCAAUGUUAAUACAUCAGAAGAAAAUCCAUUCAGUUGCACUUUUCCAGACUCUGCAAAAUUCCAGGAAGUUUCAGAUAAAUAUAUUAAAAUUAGGAUGGUUAAUUACAGAGAAAAUCCUUUGAUCUGGCUCGAGCAAAGUAAUGUUACUGGACCCAUGAUCAAUAUAUCCUUAUCUUCAAAUGAUAGUGAAGUAAAAAUUGAGAAUUUGUCAGAAACCUUUGAGAUUAUGCUUCCCAGGUCCAAUGCAACGCAGUCUUCCGCAGCCACGUCUGUCUCGUUUACAGAGCUAGUCUUUCACAAGUUCCAAGUAGCAGAUACUGAAUCAGUUUUAGUAAUCUCUAUAUCAGCUGAACCAGUUACUUCAAUGCAACUGUACCUCAGCCAUGAGCACAGACCCAAUGAGACCCUAUAUGACUUUGAAACAAGCUUCUUUCCAGAUAACAGUAGUGAAGCCAAAUUCUACAGUUGGCUUAUUGAUCCUGAGAUGUUAACAGGCAGGAAUGGAACCUAUUACAUGGCAGCCAAACCGCUCCUGAAGACAAAUGUUUCAGAAGUCAACGCGACAACUUUUACUGUAGUCACUUUCAAUACUAAGUGCUUGUACUGGGAUGAAGUACAGCACUUAUGGUCAACGCAGGGGUGUAAGGUGGGGCCAAAAACAAACCCUGAAAGGGUCCAGUGCCUUUGCAAUCACUUCAGUUUAUUUGCUACCUCUUUCAUUGUUUUUCCCAACACUGUUGAUAUCACAGAAACAGUAGAAUUAUUUUCUCAAGUCAAAGACAACUCUGUGGUUGUCUCAUUAUUGGCCGCUGUAGUUGGAGUGUAUAUCAUAUUGGUCAUGUGGGCUCGGACAAAGGAUAGACAGGAUUUAGCAAAGGUGAAAAGAACUAUUCUUGCAGAUAAUGAUCCAUUUGCCAAAUACUUUUACUUGGUGAAGGUCUUCACUGGGCAUCGACGAGGAGCAGGGACCUCAUCUAAGGUAGUAAUAACAAUCUAUGGCUCGGCAGGCUGCAGUGAUGCCCAUCAUCUGAGUGACCCAAAGAAGCCAAUAUUUCAGCAAAGCUCAGAAGAUGAAUUUCUUCUUGCUACUCCUUUUCCACUGGGUGAUCUCACCAGCAUCAGACUGUGGCAUAACAAUUCAGGACCCAGUCCAUCAUGGUACGUUAAUCACGUGAUUAUACAGGAUCCAGAAUCAGAGCAACAAUGGUUCUUCUUCUGCAAUUGCUGGUUGUCUCUUGCCAUUGGAGAGCUUGUCCUUGACAAAGUAUUCCCUCUUGCUUCUGAGGCAGAAAUGAAAGACUUCCGGAACUUGUUCUUUAUGAAGACAGCUGAAAGUCUCACAGAUCAACAUAUCUGGUUUUCCGUGGUCGCUCGUCCCCCAAGGAGUUCCUUCACCAGAGUCCAGCGGGUUUCUUGCUGCCUGUCCCUCCUGCUCUGCACAAUGCUGACCAACAUCAUGUUCUGGAACAGAGCUACUAGUGAAAACGAACAGGAAUGGGAACUCGAUCCCAGUACUGUCACCUGGCGGGAGUUUAUUAUUGGGAUCGAAAGUGCCUUGAUUAUUUUUCCUGUGAAUCUUGUAAUUGUACAAAUUUUUCGCAAUGUUUGCCCCAAGCCAAUUAAGAUGAAGAAAAUGUUAAAAAAGUCAGUUGGUGCCAAUAGCACAUCAAGGUCUCAACGGACACCUAAGGAUUUAAUGAUGGACAUCAAAAGGAUUGCCUCCUGCUUGCCACAAAAAUUGAAAGAUGCCAUGCCAUCUCUGGAAGAAGAUAUUAGGAACACAGACGAUAUGAAUAAAUUGUUGGCGUUAGUAGCAGACAUUAUUCAGCAUUAUAAUGAGAUUGAGCAUUCCGAAUCUCAGGAGACUACUGUUCCAAAUGCAGAAAAUGAUUCUUCUGCCGACUCUAGAAAUGAUCACCAAAGUGAAGAUAAUGAUUCAAUAGCCAGCAGACCUGAAGAAAGCGAAGACAAUUCUGCCAAGCAGAAGAACCAAAUCAUGCAACAUUUCUUUCACUAUGUGAAGCUUUUGCUUCAAUUUGUGGAAACUGAGCUGCAAGAGAUGGAUAUAAAAAAAUUUCGGAACCCUUACACUCAGAUUCAUGCCAUAGACCAAGUGCGGAAGAUAAGACAAUUUAUUAAAGCUGCCAUUAAGGCCAAUGAAGAUGAUGAUAAGGGCGUUGACGAUGACACUAGUACCAAAGGGGAAUCUCUGCCUGGAAGUGAAAAGAAAAGUUUUAGUUUGGAGAGUCUCCCAUGGUGGUUCGUGUACGUCGGCUGGUUCCUGGUGUUUUUCACAAGUGGUAUCUCGGCAUUCUUUACUAUGCUGUAUAGUCUUGACUAUGGCAAAGAACAGUCCACUCGCUGGCUUGUGUCCAUGAUCAUCAGCUUCCUUGAAAGUAUCUUCAUCAUACAGCCUCUAAAGGUUUUACUUGUUGCUGCAUUUGCUGCCCUGAUUGUCAAAAAAAUUGAAAGAAAUGACACUGAGGAAAAUUUCAAUGAGGAUUUUCUUACCUCAGAAUGUGAAGCACCUAAUAUGUUGACUUACAAUUGUGUCAAUCAAACUGAUUGUACUAUCUACCAGCCACCGGCUCUGAAAAAUGUGGAGCAGCUGAAAGCACUUCGAAUCAAAGAAAAGAAAAUGUAUACCUUAAUCAGAGAUAUAAUUGCCCAUGUGCUGUUUCUGGUGUCUUUGUCGAUUAUUGCCUACGGAGAACGAAGUCCUCAUUCUUUUUAUUUAAACAAAGCCAUCAACGAUAGUUUUACCAGAAAGUUCAAUGGCUCUGUAACUGUCGAUGACUUUUACAAUUGGUCUGAGGAAAUCUUAUUACCCAACCUCUAUGGAACUUAUGAAGGAUUUAUAACAGACGGGAAUUCAAAGCUGAUUGGUAGCCCCCGCGUUCGACAGGUGAGAGUGAAGCCAGCUCCUUGCCCUGUGCCAACUAGGUUGCUGGAUAGCAUUAAGGAAUGCCGUGCUCCCUACUCCUACAGUGAUGAAUAUAUGUUAGACUUUGGAAACCUCAAUGUUCAUACUGACUCUUCGAGCCUUGCUUCCUCCUGGAAAUAUCAGAGUGAAUCACAGCUGAACGGAUAUCCCAUUUGGGGAAAGCUCGCAGUUUAUCGAGGAGGUGGUUUUGUGGCUGAAUUGGGCACAGAGUUCAAAACUGCAUCCAGAAUUAUUAAGUACCUGAAAGACAACAGCUGGGUUGAUAUGCACACCAGAGCCAUCUUUAUAGAGUUUACAGUCUACAAUGCAAAUGUAAAUCUAUUUUGCGUGGUCACACUGAUGCUGGAGAUGAAAGCUAUUGGUGUCUUUCUUGGCAAUGUGGAAACAGAAAUCAUCCGAUUGUACCACUACACCGACAAAAAUUAUCCUUCUGUUAUUGGGGCACAAAUUGUCUUCAUGCUUGUGGUUAUUUACUAUAUGGUCAUGCAGGGAAAAGUGCUAAAGCAGAAAAAACUGAAGUAUUUCUGGAACAAAUGGAACAUUAUUGACAUGGCCAUUAUAAUGUGCAGCUGGAGUGCAUUUGGACUAUAUAUAAAGCGAGCAGUGCUUGGAAAGAGAGUUAUAGAGAACUACCUCCAGAAUCGGGACAGGUUUAUCAAUUUCUAUGAGACUGCAAUUACAGAUUCUGCCCUGGGUUAUGUGAUUGCUUUCCUGGUCUUACUGGCUACUGUUAAAUUUUGGAGUCUGUUGCACUUUAACCCCAAAAUGCACUUGAUUACUUCUUCCUUGGAGAGAGCCUGGGGUAAUCUUCUGGGACUUCUGCUCAUCAUGCUGGUGUUGCUCGUGAGCUACUCUUCUAUAUGCAACCUGGUGCUGGGUUUAAACCUAUCCUCCUACAGAACUUUCAGCAGUGCAGUUGUAACAAUUAUCCGUCUACAGCUUGGAGUCUUCAACUAUGAUGAGGUUCUGAGGACUAAUCCAGUCUUGGGUGCAUUCAUCAUCAGCACCUGUGUGAUCUUCAUGACAUUCAUCCUCAUUAAUGUUUUUGUUUCUGCACUGCUUGUGUCCUUCAGUGAAGAGCGGAAAAACCCUAUGCCCAUGGAAGACAAAGAAGUAGUUGAUUUACUACUGACAAAGAUAUGUGUCAUCAUUGGAAUUCAAAGGAAGAAAGAAAAAGCUGAGUCAAAGCCUGAGAAUGGCAACUGCAAUACUCCAAGUACAUUCUCAUAUGACAAACAAGGGACCCAGACUGAUCCCUGUGGAAUACCGCUGGUCACAAGCCUCCAAUAUGAAGAGCAGUCAUCCACCACCACCAAGCCAAUUCUGAUAUCCAAUUGGCUAACUCACUCUGGAUUCCAAUCCUUCCAGAGUUUGAUGGGUCAACACUUCUUCCUGUUCAUGGAUAUUAUUAGAAUGGUGACUGAUUCUGUGAACAGCUCAAUUCCCUGCUCAGAAUAUAAAUUCUCUCUUCAUGACUGA